This is a messenger RNA of Colletotrichum phormii, 1080 nucleotides long. Its product is annotated as methylthioribulose-1-phosphate dehydratase. Gene Ontology annotation, molecular function: metal ion binding; methylthioribulose 1-phosphate dehydratase activity. NCBI's taxonomy places the organism in Eukaryota, Fungi, Ascomycota, Sordariomycetes, Glomerellales, Glomerellaceae. Gene Ontology annotation, cellular component: cytoplasm. Bases 195 to 959 code for a protein of 254 amino acids. The transcript has 3 exons. The record is from RefSeq and is a predicted model, not a curated record.
UUCGUGAGCUCAAAAAUUCCUGGAUACUCGAGACGUAUUCCUGUUUUUCUAAACUACGAACUCUCGUGUUCUUCACUACCGUCUACAUGUUCUAGCGGGAGCCAAAUCAAGAAUAAAACAGUCUCGGACUUCGACAAACCCCCGUUCACUACCCAUCUUUACCCCGCGAAACUCAUCUCAGAAGCCAGCCCACCAUGGCGUCCACAACUGAGAUUGAGAACCCCGACCAGCUCGUCACCUCAAACGACCCAAACCACCCUGCGAAUCUCAUUCCCUCCCUAUGCGCAAAGUUCUGGACACUAGGCUGGGUCACCGGCACCGGCGGUGGCUGCUCCAUCCGGGAUGACGACCUCGUCUACCUCGCCCCCUCAGGCGUCCAAAAAGAACUCAUGAAGCCUCAGGACAUCUACGUCCUCUCCCUCGCCGCCCAAGAAGCAUCCCUCAAGAACCGCGUCUACCUCCGCUCCCCGCCCGCCUACAAGCCCUCCCAGUGCACCCCUCUCUUCCUCGCCGCCUUCACCCGCCGCGGCGCCGGCUGCUGCAUCCACACGCACUCCCACUGGGCCGUCCUCGUCACCCUGAUUCUCGAGAGCCGUGGUCCCGGCAACAACAAUAAGCUGUUCGAGAUCAACAAUAUCGAACAGAUCAAGGGCUUCGGAAAGGGGUUCCAGAAGCAAGGGAACCUCGGGUACCACGACACCCUCCGGAUUCCCGUCAUCGAGAACACGGCUCACGAGGAGGACCUGACCGAGUUUUUGGAGGAGGCCAUGGAUAAGUAUCCCGAUACCUACGCCGUGCUGGUGCGGAGGCACGGCGUCUACGUUUGGGGGGAUAACGUCCACAAGGCCAAGACGCAGUGUGAGAGCUUGGACUAUCUUUUCCAAUUGGCCGUUGAGAUGAAACAGUUGGGCGUUCCCUGGAUCAGCGACAUUCCAGUGACUGUUCCUACCAGGUCCUGAAAAGAAGAUUAGCCGAAGAAAUCGGAUCUUAUGACGAAGGCAAGUGGGUGACAAAAUGGGAUGCCGCUCAAUACCCUCCCAUCACUCUUUCUACUAUUCCUGUUACCACUGCUAUUCCUAU